CCGUAAAAGAGGCAGUAAGUGGCAAUGCAAUGAAAGAAUAAUUUGGUAAAUAAACAUUACAACGGCUAUUUUCGUCAACGAAGAAGAAUAAUUGUUGCCGCCAUUCAAACAACACAAUCCCAAUUAUCUUAAUCUCUGUUAUAUAAUGAUUCCCACUCAAUUUAAUUCCCCUCACAAUUCAAAUCUCUCUCUCUCUGCGCCAUUCGAAACAUUCAUCGCAGGCUUUCUCUAAUCUCUCUCAAUUUUGCUACUAAUCAAUUCGAUUUGAUUUUUGUUUUCUCUAAUAAUCGGUGUUUGCAGGGUUUUGUUCUGUGGUUUCUUUUCUUUUCAUUUUUUGUGCUACUUUCCAUAUUCUUUUCUGUUCUUUUCUUUUUUUCGUUUUUUCUCUUUACCUAACAAUGGAUGCAGGACCUUUGAGUUUUUCCCCAAUCAUCGAGACACGAUCACGUUACCCUUUUCAGCAACAAUUUCAAAAAAAGAGUUCCAAAGGAAAUUGUGAACACCAUCAGUUGGAUAGGUUCAUACCACCAAAUCGGUCAGCAAUGGAUUUUGAUUAUGCUCACUACUUAUGUUUACUGAGAGGAACAAAGAUCUCCACUCUUAUCCGCCAAAAUAAACCAGCCAAGCCACGAAGAGUUAUUCCUCAGACUUUGGAUGCUCCAGAACUUGUGGAUGACUAUUAUCUCAAUUUAUGGGGAAGCAACAAUUGUUCUUGCAUUGCACUUGGAAGCAUAAUGUAUUUUUGGGAUGCAAAAAAUCAUUCUACUUCGGAACUUGUUACAAUUGAUGAUGAAGAUGACCCUGUCACAUUCGUUAGUUAGGCUUCUGAUCGAUCUAUUGGUUUGAACAACUUUGAAAUACAACUAUUAGCAAUAACACCUUGAAUUCUAAAAGGAUUGAGAUAAAUCACAUGCACACACACAAACAUAAGUGAUUUAAUGAGAUUCAGCAAGUGUGCCUA
This is a messenger RNA of Glycine soja, 961 nucleotides long. Its product is annotated as cell division cycle 20.1, cofactor of APC complex-like. NCBI's taxonomy places the organism in Eukaryota, Viridiplantae, Streptophyta, Magnoliopsida, Fabales, Fabaceae. The record is from RefSeq and is a predicted model, not a curated record. Gene Ontology annotation, biological process: positive regulation of ubiquitin protein ligase activity; anaphase-promoting complex-dependent catabolic process; positive regulation of anaphase-promoting complex-dependent catabolic process. The coding region runs from base 399 to 821 and encodes 140 amino acids. Gene Ontology annotation, cellular component: anaphase-promoting complex. The transcript has 4 exons. Gene Ontology annotation, molecular function: ubiquitin ligase activator activity; protein binding; anaphase-promoting complex binding.